Molecule: messenger RNA, 2285 nt
Organism: Chara braunii
Lineage: Eukaryota; Viridiplantae; Streptophyta; Charophyceae; Charales; Characeae
Source: the annotation of a GenBank genome assembly
GUACAACAGGUCCUGCGUUUUUUUAGAUAGUGUUUAAAGAACGCUGUUGUGAGUUGUUGUCUCCACGCAUGGAUGGCGAUCUUCCAGGGUCUUCUUUGGGGGUGUCCGCGAAUGUGUAGGCGGCAGGGUGGGUUUUUUUGGGACGCGCGGGGAAAAUGGCGGAUUGGACUGCCUGGCCUUUUUGGGGGCGGGAGAGGACGGAUGGGGGGCGGGGUCUUUGUACCUCCUGGGGGGAGCGCCUGCGCGCCGUCGUGCCUUGUUCGUCAUGCGGAGGAUGACCUCCACGCCGCGAGAAAACUCGUUUGUUGUGAAUCGACGAAGGGGCGGGCUGUAGUGGACGGCCUGGCCUGUCCAUGGUGUGCUGCGAGACCACGCACUGUACAAAAGGGCAUUCCGGGAGGCAUUCCGUACCGCAGGCAUUCUAUCGCGACGACUCCAAAGGCACUGUCUAUGCAUGGUAUCGUCGUCGCAGGCGUAGUCAUCCGUUUGUCACGCUACGAUCGGCGGGUUUGGGCUCCGCGGGCAUCCACGUCCUCCUGCAUCCACGCCAGCCAAGCGGCGUGCCAUCGGACUGGUCCUUCGUCCACAGCAGCGAAGCGCCGCAUCAUCAACGUCGUCCGUCGGCAAGGUGCCCGUCAUCGACCUCCCGCCACUCCUUUAUUCCCGUCGUCCACGUGGUCCUUCGUCCACGUCAGCCAAGCGCCGCAGCUUUUUGCAUUCGGCACGCACUUCUUUGUGGACGACAUGGCACCGCGCGGCCCUUCAGGGAAGGCGAAAAGAAACAGCGGAUCGGGCGGCGAUGGGGAGACCCAAAAAGGCAGAGGGCACAUACCGAAGUCGAAAAGGUCGCGCUUCGAUGGCGACAGCUCCGAACAUAGUGGGGAUUUGCACGGCGAGGAAGAGUCGAUGGUGGAUGCACAAGGGGCGGACGUCAUGAAGCGAUUGGGGUUUGGGCGGGACGGGGUGUCGAGGGAUCAGCUGGCCGCUCUGAAGCAAGGCUUGGUCGGUGGUGUCGCCGUCUCGUUGGCACGAACCCCGAAGUCGGCAGGGAUUGUCAUGACGGACGCGCGCGUGGCGAGACAAGUUCCGCCAAAGGUCGGGCAGGUGGCACCACGUCAGCCAAUCCCAGCGCUACAGGCGGGGACUUCAGGGGUGGAAAAAACACCGUCCGCGCAAAAGGUCGACAUGACGGCGGGCGGUGGUCGGACGGCGGCGGCGGAUAACACCACUGGGAGCGGAGUUGCGGAGGGUGCGGGAGAGGGGAGGGUCGAUGACGUCUGCCGCGAUGAUGGGAGGAAGGAUGCCAGGGGGGGGGGCGAUGGUGACGACGACCGUCCGGUUUCGGCGACGGUGAAGAAAGGGGUUAAAGAGGAUGAUCUCGAAGAGAGGUCGGAGUUCGGGGAUGCAGGAGCGGAACUGCCUUCAAUGCUGGUAAUGCCGCCGAAAGAUGUGCCGCGCUUCAAGAUCGAUGACCCUGCGCAGCGUGAACCGGCUCUGCGCAGAGCGCGCAACGUGGAGAAAGUGGUGCUGCGUGCCAUCCACGGCUGGAUCUUCAAAUCGUCGUCGAGGUCGACAGGCUUCGCUCGUGCAGAAUCGUACGUGACAGUGGACUUCGCAACAGACGUCGCGCGAGCAGUCUGGCAGGCUUUAGAAUGGUCGAAAGUCGUUUCCCCUGCCCUUGUCUACCACACGCUGGCGAUGAAGAUGGACGUGCCUCUAUGGUUCUCUGGAGUGAAGAUUGUGGAUAGGCCCGAAGACGACGACAUGGCGGCGCGGCAGGAGGCGGCAGUUCUGCGCUUGGCAGACUGCUGGACAGAUGCAGUUUGGUGCGGGCAAUGGACGGACGGUGGCCGUGUGAAACAGGAUAGGUUGACGCGCCUUGCGGAUUGUCUUCGAGUUCUGUUGAGCGAGUGCAUGUGGAUCAUGCGGAUGGGCGGUGAUGACGACCGCUCGCACUACGAGGCAUCGUUCUACGCGUCCAUGGUCGCCAAACCAGCACUCAUAGCGGUGGGCUCCUACAUCUUCAACUGGCGGUGGCACAUCGUUGACACCGCCAACCUCGUCUUGGAUCGUUUGGGGAAGGCCCACCUCACGCUGGGAGAUUACCCGCAUUGCAUCCCCGAAUGGGCCGAUUGCGGGUUGGUUUUCGGUCACAACGCGGCCCUCAAGAAUGCAGCGGAAGCAGCAAAACACGGGUGGAUCGGCAGCGGCCCGCCGGCGGAUGAUGAUGGCGAUGACGAGAAGUGACACGUGGCUCAUCCGCAAGGCCGCGGCGGGAUGGGGGC